AUGCAGUUCGGUGAAGGCCUGGACCCCAGCCAUAGAUAUAGAGAGAUGCACUCGGAGGAGAAGGGAGCUCAAGUUCAGGAUUGUGGGAAAGGGCAGCCGGGGGAGGUCGUCUACGAAAGGAUACGAGGAUAUGAGUACAAGAGUAGAACCACGGCGAACAAGCUGGAGAUACGAGACGAUCCGCUGGAGGCGCUGACGACCUGUCACAGCCGGGCGGUGGGUGGAGGCGGAGGAGUGGGGGUAGGGGCGGGACCACCCUCGUCCUCUGGAGGCGGAAGUGGAGGAUCCUUGUAUCAGCCCUUCGACUUCAUUCCUGGCACUUAUCGAUCCGGUCAAUUUGAUCCUUCGUAUUGCGUCCUCGUGGACGACGUGUUCGCGGAUUCCAUGCUCCCUCAGAAGAUUCGCGUGAAUCCGCAGGCUUCCUUCUUCAAUCCCCUGUGCCUCUCGUCGAGCCGAGUGACGGACUGCAAGCGUCGCCUCUACGUAUUCGACGUGACCAUCAACCGUGGAUUCGACACGGACUCCAUCACGCCCCAGAAGAUGAGAUCGCGCAAGGAAUGCCAGGACGAAUGUUUGAACCGGUUCAACUUCGUGUGUCGGUACGCUGCGUACGAUACGCAAAACAACGACUGCUACCUGAGCAACUACACGGUUCCAACACGGGAAAUGCCCAAUGUCGUCUUCAUGGAGAACGUCUGUCUCACAGACGAGAGAGAGUGUGAAUACCCUCGGAGUGCGAUCGUGAGCGAAAAUCGAGCCCUGUUGGCUAUGGACGGGCAGAGUCAAGGGGAAUUGCUUCAUCGCAUCAAUUCCAUCUCGGAGGAGCAGUGCAAACUGGAAUGCGAUCGCUCUCAUCGUUUCCCUUGCAAGAGUGCCGUGUACAUGCGGGAUCGAAGCCCCACUUCUUCGUCUUGCGUUCUCACGGAUGCCACGUCCAGGUCCAUGGACGGUCGAAGGACCACGAAGGAGUUCUUCGAUGCCAAUUUCUUCGAACUCGCCUGUCUUCGAGUUCGGCGCGGAGCAGAGGACCGGAUGAACCAGCCGGUGUUUGGAAAAGACGGAGCCAGGUACACGGUGGAGGAUUACUUCGUGAGAACGGAUCGAGAACGGUUGGAUUCUCCGGAUCGACCCGUUUUCGGGAUCAGAAGUCGAACGGAAUGUCUCGAAGAAUGUCUUCGUCGGAGGGAUUGCGCGUCGGUGUCAUACAAUUACCAGAAGAGAGAGUGCAUUCUGUCCCGGGACGAACGACGACGAGCCAGACUCAUCCCCGACGAAAACUUCGACUACUUCGAGCUCCUAGAUGUGGCCAGGAGGGCUCCAGGAGGAGUGAGUCGGCAGGGACCCGAUCCUCUCUAUCCCCGAACCGAUCCCCGAUAUCCAUACGAUUCAUCACGAAGAGUCCGCCCGGAUUUCCGGACCGGAAUGGGAUUUGACUCGGAUCGAUACCCCGGGCCGAGAUACGAUGACCGAAUCACCCCUUACCGUCCCGGUUACGAAGAGGAUUAUCGAUUUCGAUACGACUUCCGAAGUGGUUCGUCCGGUGCAGACCGAUUUCGGCCUGGCGACGAUCGAUAUCGACCGGGCGAUGAUCAAUAUCGACCUGGGGAUGAUCGAUCUCGGCCUGGAGACGAUCGAUCCCGGCUGGGUGACGAUCGAUAUCGGCCUGGUGACGAUCGAUAUCGGCCUGGUGACGAUCGAUCUCGGCCUGUUGACGAUCGAUCUCGGCCUGUUGACGAUCGAUCUCGGCCUGGCGAUGAUCCAUAUCGACCUGGAGACAAUCGACUGGAUGGGUUGGAUUCUCAGCGAUUCCCUUUCUCUAGACCUAGGACCAAUGACUCCAAGGAAGAUUCUCCGACUGAUGGGGGUAGGAGGUAUGACUACAGAUACGAUCGAGAUAACAACUGGAUCCAAGGAGGGGAUCGGCGAUAUCUGUACGACGAUCGUAGGAAGUUCUACGAUCGAGGAAGAGGGGACACUAGGUACGGCUUCAAGGAUAGCUGGAGCGGCAGUGGAGGAAGCUGGAUAUCGGGUGCACCGGGUGGACGAGAAUCGGACAGGGGUCGGGAAUGGUGGAGGUCAAGAACGGAUUGGCGAUCCGGGAACAGGGAUUACUGGAACCGUGAUCCAUAUCCCUACGAUACCCGAACGAGAUACGGACAGGGUGGAGGCUGGUACGACGGAAGGAACCCACCCAUCGGGGAUCCCGGGAUCGGGAUCAGUAGCAGUGGAGGGGCUUAUGGCGUAGGGAGUGGGUGGAGAACGUGUGAUGAAGUCCGUCGCUCGGGCGGGCGUUCUGGGCCGGGUGAUCCAGGUCGCAAUUUCUUCGACAGAGUCGGCGUAGGAUUUCGCCUCCGUCAGCCCUACAUGACCCGAUACAUUUCCGUCGCUUCGGCAGCCGACUGCGAGGCUGAGUGCGCCCGCUCCGGCGACUGCAAUUCCUUCAACUUCAGAGUGGGGUUCUCACCCGGGAGCGAUCGAGACAAUUGCCAACUGAGUGACAAGAGGGAUCUCAACGUGGAUGAUUCCUUCCUCUUCGAGCGGGAUUCUCAUUUCAACUACUACGUGAGGAUGGCCGGUGGUGGUCCGGGCGGAUUCGGCGGGAAUUACGGACCUCAGGAAGAUUGCAUCGAUAUCACGUUCACGUGCGACCCGAAAUUCAUGGAGUUCACGAUGACCACACCGGAACCUUUCAGCGGACUCAUGUACACCUACAAUUAUUACGACCGAUGCUACUACGAGGGGAAGGGAGAUCGCAUCAAUGUACUCAAGAUCUCCGUGGAUUCCGGCUACCAAGAAUGCGGCACUCGCCGGUACGACGACAUGUGGACGAACGUGGUGAUGGUUCAGUUUUUGAAGAACCUGGUCACAGCUCGGGAUCGAAAGUAUAACCUCACCUGCAAACUCUCACACGACGGAGAAAGUGUCGUCAGCUCAGGUUUCACCCAAGUGUCGGCGAUCCCAGUGGAAUAUCUGCCGGCUCAGCACGUGGAUCUUCUCGAUGCAGAACUUCGAAUCAUGUACAACGGCCGGAGCAUCAGCAACAUCGCCGUCGGGGACCUCCUCCUCUUCCGACUCGAGGCUCAAGGAACCUAUCGAUACAAUUACUAUGGAAAUGACAUCUUUGCCACGAAUGUCAUCGCUCGGGAUCCUCAUUCCGGACGAAGCAUCCUCCUCAUCGACGAAAGAGGGUGUCCGGUGGAGCCGCACAUCUUCCCGCCUCUUCAAAGAGUGGCCGAGGGAGUACUUGAAGGGUAUUUCGAAGCCUUCAGUAUCCCCGAUGCCAUGUUUAUGGUGUUCGAAGCCACCGUUCGACCCUGCCGAGACGGAUGUCCUCCAGCACCAUGUAACAUGUACGGCCGGGAGAUACCGUCUUGGGGGAAGAGACGAAAGCGACGGGAUGCGACGACGGAUCCUUCCGAUGAUGACGAAGAAGGUGACAAAGAAGAAACGGAGGAUGCGGAAAAUAAAGACGAAGAGGGACAUCAAGACUAUUUCGACGAAUACGACGACAAGUACUACGACGAACUGAAUGCGACAGAUCUUUACAACAACGGAAGCUUCGGUGAACCCGCCCACGUCAUGGGCAUGUUCCGGGUGUACCUGAGUCGGGAAGAGAUUCCGAACGACAUCGAGGCAGAGCCCUUGAAUGGCUGCAUGAUGACUGUCAUGAACCAGGGACUCCUGGCCGCCUUCAUCUGCUUGAUACUUGUCACCAUGGUCCUCACCGUCAUCGCAGGCACCAUUUACAGGCGUUACCGGAUCCUGGCAGGGAAGCACCGGGACUCGGACUCCACAUCGCCGUAUGGAUUCAGCGCGUGCUCGUCGGAUCGACUGUCGACGGUCUCGGCCUUCAGUAGCCAAUGCAGCUUCGGGAUCGGUCGUCGCGGGGGCUCCGUGGCCUUGCCACCGCCACCGUUGCCGACCACGACCCACCCUGACCCGGAUCCUUCGGAACCCAUCUAUUCCGAUCCGUCCCUUUUCGAGAGGUCUCGAAGCCUUCGAAGCAUGUCGGCCGCCGAGAGUCGCCUUCCUUACGACUCCUAGCGUCGCAUUCGUGCACCACACCGGGCUUCUCCCACCAUUAAGUUAUUUUAGGUCAUAAGGUCUCGCCUUUGUGCUAAGUUAGGCUAUUUCCUUCGAUACGGAUGAGAUGAAUGAAUGAUGUCUCUGGGAC
This is a messenger RNA of Darwinula stevensoni, 4174 nucleotides long. NCBI's taxonomy places the organism in Eukaryota, Metazoa, Arthropoda, Ostracoda, Podocopida, Darwinulidae. The record is from the annotation of a GenBank genome assembly.